CACAACAACAUUCUAAUUACCAAAUGUCUCGGGAUAUCCUAAUCGUCGGCGCUACAGGCCAGCAAGGCAGGGCUGUAAUCAACGCGCUGUUUGCACCUACUGCUCACCAUGGUCCUCCAAUCCGCAUACUUGCCUUGACAAGGUCUGCGUCAUCACCAAAAGCCCAAGCCCUGCAGACAUCCUAUCCAGAUAUUGUCUUGGUCGAAGGCGACACGCGCAAUCCAGCACCCAUCUUUGCAGCCAACCCAAGCAUUGCAGCAGUCUUCCUUGUCACUGUCCCUCCAGAUGAAGAGGAGCAGGCACUGCCGUUCAUCGAGGCCGCAGUCGCAUCCGGCACGCAUGUAGACCAUGUUGUCUUCACCAGCGUCGACCGAGGCGGAGAUCUCGAGAGCUGGACUCAUCCAACUGAAGUGCCUCACUUUGCCGCAAAGCACCGCAUCGAGAUACGGCUACGUCAGUUGUGCGACAGCGCGGGUAGACGAUGGACUAUCUUGAGGCCUACCGGCUUCAUGGAUACAUACAACCCGGGCUUCUUUGGCAAGCUCAUGGCAUCGCUCUGGAGAACAGGCGCGCCAAACCACAUGCGCAUGCAGCUGGUCAGCACGCACGACAUCGGAAUCUUUGGCGCCAAGGCACUGUCGAACCCGGAGGAAUGGGCGGGGAAAGCAGUGGCUCUGGCAGGCGACGAGCUCAGCUUUUCCGAGCUUCGAGAUAUUUUCGGGCGGACGGUUGGCAAGGAGUUACCACAGUCAUAUAGUGUACUGGCUUGGGUAGUCUUGUGGUCGGUGAAAGAUGCCCGCAAGAGCUUUGAGUGGUAUAACACGGCCGGCCAUGGAGCAGACAUUGCUAGCCUCCGGCAGCAGCACCCCGACUUGCAGACGUUUGAAAAAUGGCUUCAAGAGUCAAGCCAGUGGAAGAAGGAUAAUGGUGUACUUUAAGAAGCUUGGUAUAAUUAAUAGCUUGUCAACCUGAAGUAGUUCAGA
Molecule: messenger RNA, 983 nt
Organism: Phialemonium atrogriseum
Lineage: Eukaryota; Fungi; Ascomycota; Sordariomycetes; Cephalothecales; Cephalothecaceae
Exons: 1
Coding region: 24-938 (304 amino acids)
Cellular component (GO): nucleus
Source: RefSeq, a predicted model, not a curated record